This is a messenger RNA of Impatiens glandulifera, 2018 nucleotides long. RefSeq lists its product as uncharacterized. Lineage: Eukaryota; Viridiplantae; Streptophyta; Magnoliopsida; Ericales; Balsaminaceae. The record is from RefSeq and is a predicted model, not a curated record. Bases 179 to 1675 code for a protein of 498 amino acids. The transcript is spliced from 6 exons.
CAUAUUUUCUUCUUUCUCUCACAUCUCUUUGGAGAAGACGAGUUUCGUUUUGCUUCUCUGUAAAUCAAUAUAACUUUCUUGUUCUAUCAUCUCUCUAGGGUUUCUAUCGACUUUAGAUUCUCUCUGAAUCGACCAAUUUGAAGUUUUCUGUUCAAAAUCCUGCUAAUUGCUAAUUUUGAUGUUUCACUUGAUGAAUCCCGAACAAAAGAAGUCCGAUUCGAAGUGCCGUAAAUUGGCGCCAGUGAAAAGGGAAGUUGAAGAUGAUGCUUUGCCCGACGAACAAAUCAAUCUCAACAAGAGAUCUAAGCUCUCAUCUCCUCUCCAGAAGAAUUUGGGAGAUGGGUCUUGCUCGAUAACUCCAUCUCAAUACAACCCACUUGAUGAACCGAGUCCUUUAGGUUUGCGUUUAAGGAAGAGUCCUUCUCUUCUGGAAUUGAUUCAGAUGAGGCUCGCUCAAGGAAAUGGUAAUAAAGUUGGAUCAUUAGAGAAAGAUCACAAGUCUGCAGCAUCUGGUGCAUCUGAGAAGUUGAAGGCUUCUAAUUUUCCUGGCUCAUUGCUGAAGAUUGGUUCUUGGGAGUAUAAAUCCAAACAUGAAGGGGAUUUGGUAGCAAAAUGUUACUUUGCUAAGCACAAACUUGUAUGGGAAGUUCUUGAUGGUGGUUUGAAGAAUAAGAUUGAGAUCCAGUGGUCUGAUAUCAUGGCAUUGAAGGCUAAUUAUCCAGAAGAUGGACCUGGGACUUUGGAUAUUGUGCUGUCUAGGCAACCUCUCUUUUUUAGAGAGACCAAUCCGCAGCCUAGGAAGCAUACUUUGUGGCAGGCAACAUCAGACUUUACCAAUGGGCAAGCAACCAUGAACAAGAAACAUUUUCUACAGUGCCCACAAGGCUUGCUAGGGAAGCAUUUUGAAAAACUUGUCCAAUGUGACCUUCGUCUUAACUUCUUAAGUCAACAAGAAGAGAUGGUUCUCGAAUCUCCUUAUUUUGAGACCAGAAUUUCUGCAUUUGAUAACUUAAAUGAAUCAAGCCUGGUGUUUGAUGGUCAAAGAAAGACUUUAUUUGAUUUGAAUGAUGAUGAAUCAUCGUCAGGGGUUCAAACUUCUCCUGCAAAGGAGGAGGAACAUGAUCAUGCUUCUAGACACACACAACGUUUUCCACAUGAUGGGCCUUCACCUAGCUCAGUUAUGGACAAUCACGCAAUUGAAGAGUUCAUGGGAAGUAAAGCAGAGGAAUUAAAGGGGCUUUUCAAUCAAGACCUCCUUAAAAAGUCUGGUAUCCACCCCUCCAUGUCAAUGAAUGACCUAGUAAACCAUAUCGAAAACCAAAUCUCCGAACAAAGAUCAUCCAGCAGCAAGCUCUCUCUUUCCGCCGAAGAAAGGCAGAGCUUAGAGUUUCUUGAAGAGGUCAGUCGAUGCUUAUUCAGCGACUAUCAAUGUGCAUCAGCAUCGGAGCAGUCAAUCAUGAAAAGAGUUGAUUCCCUUUGUUGCCUACUGCAAAAGGAUCCCGUAGACUCAAUUAUGACCAAACAGCCUGUUGAUACCUGUGAAGAACAAAAGCAGGCACCAAAAAUGUCGAGGAAGGAUUCAGUUGGGGAGUUACUACUUAAUCUCCCGAGAAUUGCUUCCCUCCCACAGUUCCUGUUCAACAUUCCUGAGGACUGCCAAAACCGAGCGAGAUAACCUUAAUAAUCCUUCGUGAUGGUAAGUAUAAUAGUGAAUUUCGAUGGCGUUUUGUGGUAGUAAAAAUGUUGUAUGGUAGGGUUUUUACUUUUUUACUGGAGUGGAUUCUGAGAUACAGGUUGAUGAGGAAUCCUGUGAAGUUAAAUUUGUGUAGGUGUUGUUUGUUGUUGUUUUUAUUAUUAGUCAGGUUUAGUCUUGUUGUAAUGUGUAGUAUAUGCAUAUAUGUAAUUUCAAUGUAAAAAUAAGGGAUUUCCAUGUUUGUUUUUUCUACACCUCUUGUGAAAGGUUAAAAUAGUUUGUAAGUAAAUAUUUCUCUCAAUAUAUUUGGGCUUUUGCAUUCUUU